This is a messenger RNA of Gossypium arboreum, 588 nucleotides long. RefSeq lists its product as uncharacterized. The record is from RefSeq and is a predicted model, not a curated record. The transcript is spliced from 2 exons. The coding region runs from base 1 to 588 and encodes 195 amino acids. NCBI's taxonomy places the organism in Eukaryota, Viridiplantae, Streptophyta, Magnoliopsida, Malvales, Malvaceae.
AUGGAUGCUCGGAUUGCUUUAUCAAAUUAUGGUGCGGUUGUAGCAGAGUUAAGAGCUAGGCCGAUUUUUCUUCAAGAAAUUUGUGAAGCUCAGAGUAACGACAAUGAAUGGAAAGCUAAGAGAACUCAGCGUAAGUUGGGUUCUGAAUCUGAUUUUCGAAUUGGUUUUGAAUUUGAUUUUCGGGUUCUGAGAUUCAGCAGAAAAGGCAAGUUAAGUCAUCGUUUCAUAGGGCCUUACGAGAUCAUUGAAAGAAUAGGACUGGUAGCUUAUCGGUUGACUUUACUGUCAGAAUUGGAAAAGAUCCAUGAUGUAUUCCAUGUAUCUAUGUUGCGCCGCUAUAGAUCGGACCCCUCACAUGUGAUAUCACAGACAGAAGUUGAGAUUCAGCCGGACAUGACUUAUGGUGAAGAGCCAAUCAAGAUUUUGGAUUGGGAGAUCAAACAGUUGAAGAACAAGAAUAUCACCUUAGUAAAAGUGUUAUGGCAUAGGUAUGGGAUAAAGGAGGCUACCUGGGGGCCCGAGGAGGCCAUGAGAAACCAAUAUACACACUUGCUUACCAGUAAUAUUUUUGAAAAUGAAAAUCCCUAA